AUGCCGCGUACUCCUGCUUGGUCUACUGCGUUCAAGGCCCUCCAUUCCGGCUUGUGUGAUAAGCUCACAAUCCUGGAGAAGGUCUUGAGGUCUUCUGACCAUAGUGUCAUUGAGGUUAUGCUCGAGGCAACCUCUGAUGUCGCAUCCAAGGUCAUUGCUCAGAUUGAAGCUGACAAGGUUCCUGCUGGUGAUAUCACCGCGCACGAACCAUUGUUCAAGCUUCGACAAGCAUAUGAGACUCAUGAAGAGGCUUCCGACGGAAAGUACACAUUUCCGGCGAAGUACCGAGCUAUUCGCAGCUUCCUUCGCAAUGUGCUCGAGCGCCGAAGCGCUCAGGAAGCUCGUCCAUCCGAAAAGGCUCGUUCAUCCAAGUCUCAAGCAGCAGCUCAACUCGACGCGAAACGCCCUCGAAUUGAUGCCCCAACUUAUCCUGACUCGACUACUGUUGCAAAUACCCUUUCGUCGAUCGUGCACAACAGCGCGACGGAGUCGGUCAUCGCAAAGGCUCGCAACAUUGCAACAUCGCCUUUCGUUGACGCACCCGAGGAUGUCCUCAGAUCGACUCUCCACGACCAAUCCGUCUCAGUCCAAGUUGUCGCACACAAGAUCUACGCGCUCCUUCAAAUGUACGAUAUCCUUGUUUCCCAGUAUGAUGAGCUUGUCAAGCGACUUGAAGAUCGUACCCAGCAUGUUCAGGAGGGUACCUUCUAG
Cyclocybe aegerita is the source of this 711-nucleotide messenger RNA. NCBI's taxonomy places the organism in Eukaryota, Fungi, Basidiomycota, Agaricomycetes, Agaricales, Hemipholiotaceae. The record is from the annotation of a GenBank genome assembly.